Molecule: messenger RNA, 7980 nt
Organism: Saprolegnia diclina VS20
Lineage: Eukaryota; Oomycota; Saprolegniomycetes; Saprolegniales; Saprolegniaceae
Exons: 5
Coding region: 53-7939 (2628 amino acids)
Biological process (GO): Golgi organization; COPII vesicle coat assembly; autophagy
Cellular component (GO): endoplasmic reticulum exit site; ER to Golgi transport vesicle membrane
Source: RefSeq, a predicted model, not a curated record
GUAUUUUUAACUUGCGGUUCUUUUGCAGCAAACGAGGAAACAGGAAGCCCGCAUGUUGCCGGGCCAUGGACCUCCGCGGCAGGGUCAUGGGCCCCGCUAUGGACCUCCGUCCAACACGUCGGAAGGGUGGGAGGUCGUCGACCAAGAUGGCAUGACGAUGUCGGCCCGCGCCCAUGCACCGAGAUCCCCGCGGACGUCGUUGUUGACCAUCAACCCGAGCGCGACGCCCUCGACGCGCAACAAGCCCUUCAUGCCCCCGCGCGAUGGCAGCCGGUAUUCGGUGCCUAGCCACGUCGUGGACGAUCUCCUCACGGAGCAGCGCAUGAAGGCCCACCACACAGCGACGGCGGCGGACCCGCUCUCGCUCGGCAUGUCGGACGUGGAUCUCUUCGCCGACGACAAUGACAGUGCCCAUGGCUGGGGCACAGAUUCGCCAUCGCACUUGCUCGGCCACGACGAUGACCUCGAGUUUGAUGAUGACGACGAACCCACAACUGCUCCGCAAGUUGCGGUGGCGCCCGCGGUCGAGGCCGUGGUCUCGGACUGGCGAGCAGGCAGUGACUGCCUCAGCCCGACGGCGCCCGAGGGUGCGUUUGGUUCCGAGCUGGACUUUGGCGACGACGAACAAGAAGACGACAGCGCGUCGGAGGCUGCGUUUCCGACCAACGAGGCGCCCACCGAGAUUGCAGCGGCAGCCUCGAGCACCCAUGGCAACCAAUGGCAGUGGCAUGGCGAUGAACACAAAGAUACCGCUAGCAGUAUCUCGUACGGCGCCGGCUCGCCGUUGCGCUCGAUCACGCUCGGGGCGCCCGUGCCGUCGACGAAUGUUCUCGACCUCAACGAUGACGUCGAUGCCCCCGACAACGGGUGGGGCUCGACGGACGACCUCUCGCUCUCGUCGUCGCCGCGGUCCGACCGCAUGUCGCUGGAUGGCCCGCCGGACGCGUACCUCAAUGAACCCGACGUGACGCCUGUCGAUAUCACCGGUGCGGACGACCACACAGUGUUCGGGACCGAGAUUGCCGUGGCUACGGUGGAAGCAGCCGCGGCGCAUUCACAGUGGGACGAGCCGCCGGCCAUCGACGAGCCGCAUCCGUCGUUCGUGCACGACCAGCAAGAGGUCGCCCCACACGAUGUGCCACUCGCUACCGCAUUUACGGAUACCGACACGCCGGCAGCCGCGUGGUCCGCAGAUGAGUCGCUGGACAUUAGCGAGGACGAGAGUAGUGCUCCGGUGGUCGACGACGCGGCAACACCAGCCGUCGCAGCGGUCGCGGAUGCGCCUGAAGCAGGCGUCGAGCCCGUGGCUGCCGAGGACGUUGCUGCGACGACAUUCGAGUCGUGGAACGACCACGAAGCGCAAGAUGGACCGAACGCACACGCUACCUGGCACAACGACGAGACCGACGCACCGUCGAGCGAGAUGCCGGACCUCGCUGUCACCGCCGAGCCGCCCGAAGUCCACGCUCCCUCGUACGCGGAGCCGGUCGUGAAGACGGAAGCGCCCGUCGAGUUUGCCGAAUCGAGCCGUGACGUUGGCGGCGAAUUCGACCAUGAGACACACAAGGACGACUGGGAGCCGGCCGCUGACGCGGCCGCUGCGGACUCGCUCUUUGCGUCGGCAUCCGAAGUUGCGCUGGACGGCGAGGGCCAUGACGAGCCGAGCAUCAUGCCCGAGACUCAGCACAAGGACAUUAGCGCGGCGUCUUCGCACGAGGUUCCAGCCUCGGUGUUUGUGUCGGAAGCCAGCGACGGUACAUUUGCUCAAGAGACCAACCCGGACUACUUUGGUGGCGAGUUCAAUAACGAGUCGUACAACGAAGAGUGGAGCCCGUCGGUUGAAGAGGACGUGGUUGUGCCGUUGCCCGAUGCACGAGUGCCAGUCACGCAAGAGAGCGAGUCGACGCCAGCGACCGUUCAAGAGCCGGCUGGCGACGCAGUCUUAGCGCAAGACACCAACCCGAGCUUUGGCGGCGAGUUUGGCAAUGAUGCGUACAACAACGAGUGGGGCUGGAACCCGUCGAUGGACGAAAGCAACGACAGUGGCGUGCCUCAGUACGAGCAAGAAGUGGCGUCCGUGCAUGUCGAAGAGCUCACGGCCGAUGCGCUGUUCGUACCAGAGACAAACCCGGACUUUGGUGGCGAGUUUGGCAACGACUCGUACAACGAAGAGUGGGGCUGGAACCCGUCCGCCGACGAUGGCGCUUCGUCCGUAGUCAGCACGGACGUGACCGAACCGACUCUUGUUGAAGCGCCGACCGUCGAGACUGCCACCGUCAUACCCGAGACGAACCCCGACUUUGACGGCGAAUUUACCAACGAGCCGCACAGUGAAGAGUGGGGCUGGAACCCGUCAGUUGAAGACGAUACCAGCGUGGUUGCCGUCCCGCCGCCGACAACGGUGGAGUUGCCCGCUGCUGUUGUGCCGGUGGCAGAACCCGCGGCCGACGCGCUAUUCGGCCAAGACACCAACCCGGACUUUGGUGGCGAGUUUGGCAACGACUCGCACAACAACGAGUGGGGCUGGAACCCACCGACCGACGAAAGCAACAGCGAUGGCGUGCCUCAGUACGAGCAAGAAGCGGUACCAGUGCCCGUUGAAGAGCCCACGGCCGACGCGCUGUUUGGCCAAGACACCAACCCGGACUUGGGUGGCGAGUUUGGCAACAACUCGCACAACAACGAGUGGGGCUGGAACCAGUCAACUGACGAUGGAUUCUUGGCGUCGCCAGCUGCGCCUCCCAUGGCUGCAGUGGAGACACCCGUCGUGUCGGCUCCCACCGAUGCCCCGACUGUCGAAGCUGCCGCCUUUGUCCCCGAGACGAACCCCGUCUUUGGCGGCGAGUUCAGCAACGAGCCAUACAGCGAAGAAUGGGGCUGGAACCCGUCCAUCGACAGCGACCAUGGCUUCUCGUCGGCGCCAGCAGCACCUCUUGCCGUGGAGUCGCCGGUCGUCUCGGCGCCCGUCGACGAGCCCUCCGUCGACGAGAUGUUUGGCAACGACACGAACCCGGACUUUGGCGGCGAGUUUGGCAACGACUCGUACAACAACGAGUGGGGCUGGAACCCGUCGACUGACGAUGGAUUCUCGACGACACCGCCCGCCUCGGACACGUGCGUUGCGCCAACAGACGUCGCUACGGCGCCAGAAGAUAGCGCGGACGCCGCUUCGUUGUUUGCGUAUGCAUCGCCAGCGUUCGACCAGCCGCAGCAAGAGCAACUCGACACGACGCCUUUUGACGCGCACUCGGCGUCGUCCCUGUUUGGGCAUUCGGCCGUCGACGGCAGCGGGUUUGGCGGCGAUGAGCCCGUGUACGAUGCUUCACCCCGCGGCGACCAGCAUCACUUUGGCGCGUCCCACGACCCGUGGUUCCCGCAACAGAGCGAUGCGUCGGCAGACGUUGGCGAGGCCUACUAUGGGUCGGCGGCCAUUGGGCUGGCGCCGCCGGUCGCCGAAGACACGGCGGCAUCGUCGCUGUUUGCCGGCGCAAGCGACGAUGCUGCGGCGUCGUUCAGUCACGCGCCCGUCGACAACAGCGCCGACAGCCUCUUUGCAACCUCGCCGGACGCUCAAGACGUGUCGAGUCUGUUUGGCGCCUCGGCCGACAACCACGGCUUUGACGCUGGGUUUGAAGAGCACACGUAUGACUACGGCGCUGCCCAGCACGAGCACGCGUCUAUUGCGCAAAACCACUUUGAGCAGGCGGCGCCCCACGAGCAAUACCAUCACGACGCGUACAACUACGAAGGACAUGCGUACGGGGAGUCGACGGCCUUUGACGCGCCACCGAUGGCUGGUUUUGAUGCCGCAGCGCCGGGGUACGACGCGCCAGCCCCACUGUAUGAAGCUCCUGCUCCGGUGUACGAGGCACCCGAUCCGGUGUACGAUGCUCCCGAGCCGGUGUACGAUGCUCCCGAGCCGGUGUACGAUGCUCCCGAGCCGGUGUACGAUGCUCCAGAGCAGGCGUAUGACGCUCCGGCUCCGGUGUACGAGGCACCCGCGCCGGUAGAGGAAGCACCCGCGCCGGUGCAUGAAGCGCAGGCACCGAUGUACGAAGCUUCCGUGCAUGCAACAUCGUUUGAUGCUCCACCAGCGUCGAACGCGAGCCCGGCAUACGAGACACCAGUGGUUGCAUCGACAAUGCCGGUUUCAACGCCAGCGCCUGGCGUGUCGACACCGGCGCCAAAGACUGUCGUGGCCGCGCCUCGCUCGUUGCCGACAGCCUUUGCAGCGGCUCCGCCGUCGGUCACGUCCCCCGUGGUCGAGACGCCUUUUGUCUUUACGGGGCGUCCCGAGUCAUACAGCGAUAUUCCCGACUACCCCGACUACGACGGCAGCGCGGAGGUUGCUGCGCCGACCGCACCACUGCGUCUCGAGCUCGAGGCCGACGACGAUGACGACGUACCGAUGGCCGACUCGCUCUUUUCGCCGACCAAUGGCACAGAGAUUACGUUUGCGACCUUUGACGCGGCACCGAGUGGCUUUGGGCCGCCGAGCAUGGGCUUUAGCUCUGUGCCGACGGCGUUUGGGACCCCGGCGUCCAUUCACGAGCGACCCGCGCCGUUGUCGUACAGCAGUGCACCCAUCGAUGCGCAUGUCGGUAGCUCCGCGCCAAUUUGUCAUAUCGAGAACGCCAGCGUCGUCGCCGCCAAGCCAACUUUGCCGACGCCCUCGCACAAUGACGAGCCGAGCCACGAUGCGGCCGAAUUGUUCGAGUCAGCGCCCGAUGCAACCGGUUUCGGUGCUGCGGCAUCCGCGUUCGACGCCCCGUCUGCGUUUGACGCCCCGUCUGCGUUUGACGCCCCAUCUGCAUUCGACGCCCCGUCUGCGUUUGAUGCACCCUCUGGCUUUGACGAGGCGCCUCAGUUUGGCGAGUCGGCGAUGGCGGAUCCGUUUGCUGCGUCGUACCAGCAGUCGACGUAUUCUCCGCGCGGAGUGCAGACUGCGGCUACCUACGGCGCUCAAGGCGCGCCCUUUCACCAACACCAGGCCGCGUACCAGCAGCCCGCAGCCGCGUACCAGCAGCCCGCAGCCGCAUACCAGCAACCUGCAGCCGCGUAUCCGCAGCCAACACCAGUGCCCUACCAGCAGCCGGCGGCGACGUAUCCGCAGCAAGCGGCGCCAGUGCCGUUCCAGCAGCCAUUGCCGACGCCGUACCAACAGCCCGCGCCGGUUGGCUACACGGCGCCGCAAGCGUCGUACCAGCAGCAAUCGUACGCGACAAGCGCCAACGCGUACGGUCAACCCGCUGGCUAUGCACAGCCGUCGUACACGCCCGAGGCAGCACCCGCGUACGCGCCAGCGCCGGCGGCGUACGGGCACCAGCCUGGCCAUGCACCUUUGGCCAGCAAGCCCAAGAAGCCGUCGUUCUUUGUGCCCAAAGCGCAAGCCGCGCCAACGACAUCGUCGUCGUACGAGCCCGCACCGCCGCAAAUGAGUCGUGCGCUCAAGAAGCAGUACCAAGCACCGUCAACAACGACGCCGACGACGGCGCCUGUGCCCUCCAAGGCGCCGGUGCGGACGAGUCCGUCGUACAAGGAUCCGCGGGUGCUGCCGCCGUCGGCGCUGGUGACGUUUGGCUUUGGCGGCACGAUCGCGGCCAUGUUUCCCAAGCGCAAGCUCAAGCUCAACCAUUUUGCGCCGCGCAACAGUCCUCGGCCAACGGCGCACCAAGCGUCAUUCGAUGAGCCCGUGGACGACGGCGAGUUGCGCAAGGGCCCGAUCGUGCUGUACACGAUGGACCAGCUGCACCCCAAGGACGCGUACUGGCAGCGCAUCCAAGCCUUCCCAGGCCCGCUCGCGCAGCCAUCGACGACUGACGACGCCGUCUUAAAGUACUUGCAGAGCCAAGGGGCGUUGGCCGUCAGCGACGACGCCAAGCUUCUGUGGGAACUCGUCGAGGUGUUUGUCAAGACGCACGGUCGCAUUGCGACCCGCGACGCCCAAGCCCCCGAGAUCCUCGUCUUGCAGCUGCUUCAAAACACCCUCGCCCGGCGGCCGACAUUGUCGCACGACGUCCACACGCCAUCGAUCGUCGCCUCGCCCGACGCGUCGCACCGAAUGCGUCAGCUGCUGCUCGCCGGCGACCGCCAAGGUGCGAUCGAGGUUGCGACGGCCGCCAACAUGUGGCCGCAAGCGAUGCUGCUUGCGUCGUUUGUCGAUCCCGAGGCGUACAAGGCGGUCGUCCAAGCUUUUGUCGCGAGUCAAUAUACGCCGGCCGACCCGCUCCGGUCGCUCCUCUUGCUCUUUGGCGACUUGGGCGAGAAGAGCGUGCAAGAACCCGUGCCGUUGAACGCGGCGGCGUCGACGUCGGCCGCGUCACCGCUGCUCGCUAAUUGGCUCUCGCACGUGGUGAUGUGGAUCGCCAACCCGACUAAGGACACGAACGCGGCGCUCUUGAGCCUCGGCGACCGCCUUGCGACCGAAGCGCAGAACGUGUACGCCGCGCACGUGUGCUAUCUCUUGGCCGGCGCGCCGCUCGAAGCUCCGUCGCCGAGUGCCCGGCUCGUGCUCCUCGGUGGCGCGCACUCGGAGGCGCGGUCGUUUGUGCGGCCCGAGACGAUCCACUUGACAGAAGUCGUCGAGCACGUGACCAAGCCGUCGCUGCUCAUGCCGCUGCAGGGCUAUAAGUACAUUUAUGCGUCGCUGCUCGCGGACCUCGGGCGCUGCGACGACGCGUACAAGUACGUGGACGCGAUGCGCAAGCAGUUGGAAGCGAUCGGCGCCAAGCAAAAGCUGUCGCCGUACCUCGACAAUGUCAAGCUCCAGCUUGACGUCCUCGAAGACCGACUCAAGUUGCAUCUGGGCCAAGACCGCGUCGAAGCCGCGGCCGUGAAGGAGUCCAAGGGCCUCUUUGCGUCGCUCCGCGCCAAGAUCGACAAGAAGCUCGACGAAAUGGUCAACGACGCACCGCCGCCGCCAGCGCCCACGCAGCAACAUCCGUCGUCCGGCCCCCACUCGGGCCAGCAGAGCUUCCCACAGCACCUCUUCCCGCCCGCGCCAGGCUCCAACCACAGCAACUUUGGCGGGCCCGGGUCCAACCACAGCGGACCCAUGCACGGUGUGGCACCGGGCUCCAACUCGAUGCGCCACCAGUCGUCGUUUGGUCCGAGUUCCAACAGCAGCCAACACCAGCAGCAACAGCAGCAGCAGCAGCAGCAGCAGCACCACCAGCAGCAACACUUUGGCCCUGGGUCGUCGUCGUCGUCGGGGGUGCUGCCACCGCGGGCACCGAGCGUCGGACCCGUCGACGCGCCUGCCGUGGCCGCGACGCCGCACCCACCGCUGCAUCGGAGCCACAGCUUUACGCAAGAGUCCAACUCGUCCAAGCUUCCGGCCGAGUCGCCGCAGCUCAAGAAGGCAGCGACGGUGGACGAGCCCAAGAAGCCCGAGCCGUCGCCGGCCAAAGCCAAGGCCAAGACACCGCCGCCGAGCAGCACCGGGUCCAAGAGCGGGCGCAGCAUGUGGAGCUUUGUGCCUUCGUUGGGCAUCAAGGAGUUUUUGAUGAACAAGCUCGAGCCCGUCGGUGAUGCAAGCGUCGUCCAGCUGCCCGACAACGAGCCGCAGCCGUACUUUGACAAGGAGAAGAACCGGUGGGUGUUUCCGUCGGCCGGUGGUGUCGACGACGCCGAGGACGAAGCACCGUCGGCGCCGCCCACGAGCUUCCCGGCCCCCGCUGCCAUGUCGGCGCCCGCGUCCCAAGCCACGAACGACCCGCUCGCCGCCUUGAUGGCACCGCCGAGCCGCGGGCCGUCGGCGCCGGCGUCGCACGACGGCAACCCGCUGAACGCGAUGAUGGCACCGCCCGCGCGCACGGGCCUCUACGGGUCGCAGCGCGGGUCGUCGCGUGCUGUGACGCGCAAGCCAUCGGCACGGCCGCAGUACGCGGUCUUCAAGCCCGCGCCGUCGUCGACCGACGCGCCCGAGCCCGAGUCGUAAUACGCUUACUGUAGGAAGAAUAGACAUUUGCUUGUACAUCA